Molecule: messenger RNA, 3812 nt
Organism: Danio rerio (zebrafish)
Lineage: Eukaryota; Metazoa; Chordata; Actinopteri; Cypriniformes; Danionidae
Source: RefSeq, a predicted model, not a curated record
AGAAAAUGUGCAGAGAUGGUGAUCCUCCAAGAACGUGGUUGAGAAACACUACGCUAAACAGAUGAUCCAAUCAUCAAAUCCUGCACUAUAUGCAAAUUUAACUAGGUUACGUUGACUAAAGCAUCCGAUACACCUGCUAAUUUUAUUAAUUACAGAAACAUUAGCUACAUUUCUUAUUUGGCAUGCAAAUUAUUGUGUAUCAGUGGCAGAUUUAUGCGUGGGAAAUGGGCGACAUCUUGCAGAGGGUGGCACGGAAGUCGGUGGGGGCGGCUUCAACAACCCCUAUUUUCUUUAUUCUGUUUUUGUCAUACAGAUACGUGCAAGACAUCAUUUUUUUUCUCUUUUCACAGAUCAUACAUGUGCGUUCUAAGUCUGUUGUUAAUGCUGCCAUUUGAUAUUAAUUUAACAUUUAAAUUUUAUUGUUUCACUGUCAAAAUUAAAAUAAAAUGAAAAAAAAUUUAAAUAAAGCAAAACAAGACUCUCAAAUUGUUAUCUGCGGUGUUUCUGUUGCUUAUUGCAUUUGCUUUGUUAUAUCUGAUGUCAUAUAGCCAGUAUUUUACUAGGCUUUUUUUUUUUUUACAAUUUGGGAGUAGUAAAAUUUACAUACGUGGUUUCAACAACCAGAUGCAUUUAGAGAUUUCCGGUUUAGUCUAUAAUGCGUCCAAGGCCACCUCCUGAGGAGGUUUGAGCAAUUGAAUUCAUUGCCACCUCAAAUGGGUUUCUCCAUUUCAUGAUCAGAUAGCUGUCUGAUGAGAAACACAUGCAGUGACCAGGUUUAAACAUCCCGUAAAAUAGAUGUGUUUCUGCUCAUGUGUUUCAUGUAGUUAAGAAGAGUGACUGUGGUUCAAUGUGCUAAAUAUAGCACUCUGAAGGACUGCAGAUCUGCUCUUGAUCCUCUCUGCGGCUGGUGUGUGAAAACACAAAGAUGUUCCACACAUGAUGAAUGCUUAAAUUCCUCAUGGGUGUCCAUUCCAAAAGACUCUCUUCAGACAGAGCUGCUUUCAUUUCAAGUGGCACAGAAAUCUUCUACAGAGAUUACUCUCCAUCUUGCUUUGAGUCUGGAGAGUACAGAAAAUCCUGCCUUCUCAUGUGUCUUCAGCAGUGGAAGUGUGAACCUGUGUAACGGGUCUGCUCUGACUGCAGUUUUCCCAAAAUGCUCCUGUAAUUUUUCUGAUCAGCUAAUAAAUACUAAAGGUCAGUGCUACCUAAGAGAAAUUGUGUAUAUGCAAUUAUAUGGAGCAUUUAUAUUGGCAAGAUUUUUAUAAUCAUAAACAUCUUUUUGAAAAAAUCUAUUUAGGUUUGAAAGUGUCUACUACUGUUACUGUUGAGGAUCAGAAGAUCACAAAGAAUCUGACGCUGACAAACUGCUCCAGCAUCACUGAUAAUUCACCAAAUGUUUCUUAUACACAGUGUGUGCAGUGUAUCUCAUCUGGAUGUCACUGGUCUUCUUCAUCUCAGCGCUGUGAUUGGACACAAGGAAGUGAACCACAGUUAAACAUUCAGGAUGCAUGUAAGGAUCUACUAUCUGAGUACAAAGAGCCAGAGAUUCUCUCUUUAGAGCCCCACAAAGUUUCUUUUCAUGGCAGAAACAGCGUUUUACUAAGAGGAAGGAACCUGGACUCUGUCACAAAAAUCCGUAUUCAGGGGGAUCUGGACUGUAUUGCUAAAGAAUCUCCAGUGCUCAAUCGCUCCAGUGACACUUUAGUGGUCAACAUUCCUCCCAGUGAAACUAAAGGAAAAGUGAAAAUGUGUGUUGUUACUCCUGACAACCGCUGUCAUGGCAACAGCAUCAUCACUUACAGUUCCCAACCCAGAUGCACAGGAGUACAGCCUAGAAACAGCUGGAGGAGUGGUGGAAGGAAGAUUCAUGUUCAGGGGACCAAUAUGGAAUAUGUGGAGUCAGUUAUUGCUCAACCUUCUAAUAAAGUGCUGGAAAGUCUGUAUGACGCAAGCUCAGGGGGCAUGUGGUUUUAUUCCCCCCGUUAUGAAGGCAGUGGUCAGUUAAGUUUCUCACUGAAUGUUGGAAACUCCACUGUAGACUGUGUGCAUGAUUUCUCCUACAAGCCUGAUCCAGUAUUCACUGAAUUCACAACAUUACAGGUGGCUAAUGAUCUACAGGUGAACAUUCAGAAAAAGGCAGAUAUGUUGAAUUUGAGCAUGAGCGAGGUCAAUGUAAUGGGAGAUCAGAUUUAUCAGUGUGUUUUGGAGAGGAUUGAGUUCAAUGCCAUCAUCUGUAUUAUUAAAGGACAGUCUGGAGUGGACUCCAUCACUAUUACGAUUGGGAGUUAUGCUGUCAUGAUGGGGAGGGCAAAAUUCUGCCUUAAUCCACAUAAUACAUUAGGCUAAGUAGGAAGGAGCAAUUAAAACAUUUACUCAGUAUUGAGUAAAUGUUUUCAUGUGCCUAGCAAAAAAAAAAAAAAAAAAGAAAAAGAAAAAAAUAUUUAAAAUAUAUUCCUUUCUUUGAAGACAGAUUUGUGCAUUGUAGAUGUCCAUUUUUUUUUUCAUUAAUGUUUUAGUUUUAAUUACCACACUUAUGUUUUUUUAUUAAGUUUUAAUUACUGAGGAGCCAAUGUAUACAAGUAUUGUGUUCUUGGAAAACAUUAUUAUUAUUUUUAAUGGAUUUGUCUCAUCAAACUGUAAAACUAUGUGUGUAUGCAUGUACUCAUAUUUUCUAAUAAAUGUAUAAUAAUAUUUUCAUUCAUCAUAUUGCUUUACUUUAUAGCCACAAGGCUUACCAACAACAUUAUAGGGCUAUUUUCUAGAUAAACUGUAUGCCUGUCAAGUAAAUUAAUUAAAAAUAAGUAAAUAUUAUGUCAGAUCAAGCCAGCAGGUGGCGUAAUAUACCUUUUUUAAUAUCGACUGUAUAAACAAUCAAUCAAGACUACUGUUCUGCUUUUAGUACCACAGUACAAUUAUUUUGGAGAAGAAUCAUAGGCAGUUAAAUUCCAUUAUCUGAAUAUCUGCUAUUAACCAAAUGUUAGCACUGCGUAAUGCAUAGGCUUACUAAAAUCAUGGCAUAUAAAUGAAAUCCACUUGAAAGCGUUUGGUGUGAUUUAAACUAUAGGCACACAUUUUGUAAACACAGAUACAUAAAUAAAAACAGAAACAUUCCACCGCCAAAUCCAUAUUUUAAAAUUUUAAUUGCUGUUCUUCCAACUUUUAUGUUUGUUUUUUUUUGUGUUCAUUGUGUUAUUGAAAGGAAAGAUUGCAGCACAGAUUAACUUAUUCAUCUAAACAAAGCUUCAUGAACAUUUUUUGGAUGUUUGCUAAUAGGAAAGCAUUGCUUGGGUGUAUCGAACUUCUUUUCACCCAUAAGCAAUGACAAAGAAGCUAGCUGUGAUAAUAUUGUGGCUUUUACACACAUUACAGCACUUUAAGAUUGUAGCUCUAAAACAGUCCUUCACUACAGUGCUUAAAGCUUUAUUUGCACUCAGGCCUAUCCUAAUAACCUACACUUACAGUCUCGGCACCUGACAACAUGUUUACUGACACAGUAUAUGUCCUUUUUGGGCUGUAGAAAGUGUGACUGCAUGAGUGUGAGCAGCUUUAAAAUAAACCUCACAUCUUUUGCACAAUUGGCCUAUUUCACAAAUAUGGUUAUCUAGAGCAAAAUAGGGAAGUGUUGUUUCCUGUUUCCCAGCCGCUGCUAUUAUUGUAAUUCAUUCUAAUAGACAUUAGAAUAAACAGUUUAGUUUCCUAUCAGUCACUAUUUCAUUAUUAUAUUGUAACAGUAACCUUAACCUCUACCCAGUAAACAUACUGUGUGCUUUGGUCAUCAAAUAACGUAAAUAAAUAUUAGUUACACACUUGAC